Molecule: messenger RNA, 717 nt
Organism: Acanthoscelides obtectus
Lineage: Eukaryota; Metazoa; Arthropoda; Insecta; Coleoptera; Chrysomelidae
Source: the annotation of a GenBank genome assembly
AUGGAAUUGCCUUCACUAGGAAAACAAUGUGCCGAACCUACGUGUCUGCAGCUAGAUUUUCUGCCACUAAAUUGCAAAUGCGGGCAAAUUUUCUGUUCAGAUCAUUUCAAAGUCCAUACACAGAUCUGCCAGGUUUCAAAAAAUCUUACUGAAGAUGAGCUCAAACAGAUAGAAAAUGUAUUUGUAUGUUCACAUUCAAACUGCAACGAAAGGAGUGUAGUACCUUUGGUUUGUGAGAGGUGUCAUAAACAUUUCUGCAUCAAACAUAGGCAUUUAACAGGUUGUGAAGAAAAAAGUGCUGAGAAACUUGCUGCUGAGAAAGAACGAUAUGCUGCACCUGUUAGGAGGUUUAAUGAGGUCAAGGAUAUUGUAGAUAAACAGGGAAAAGCAACAGGAGUCAAGUCAAUUGCCCAAAUGAAUAGGCUAUACUUCAGUGUGUCAAAAAUAGAUGGUAAUACAGAGAAAGCAGUAGCAGUUUUUGUCUCAAAUCAGUGGUCACUAGGGAGAGCUAUUGAUAGCAUUGCUGAUGAAAUGAAGUUACAGAACAAUAAUAACAAGAGUGGUGAGAAAAAACUGAGGCUGUUUAAGAAAGAAGACAAAGAAAUACUGACACAAAACAUGUCAGUUAAUCUGAGUGCACUUUUAGAGGACAAUAUAAUUGUUGAUGGUGAUAGUCUUAUUAUUGAAUAUGUUGAUGACGAUUGUAUAAAGUUGUGA